AUGCAUUUCGGUGGGCUCUCGCUACUUGCUCUUGGAGCAGCAACUGCCAACGCCUUCCGGGACACCUCCCCCUUUUUCCUAGCUUCGACUUCCGAGAUCCUCGCCUCCUCGGCCCGACUGAAAACCGCGACGUCGCUGCUACAGGACAUUUCUUCUGAGCUGAGCUCCUGCCCUUCGGACUACUAUGUCAUCGCCUCUCAGCCCGGUGUGCAUAGCACCGAUUUCUCUACCCGCAAGUCCGCACCCCGCCUCGGCGCGAAGAUGACGGGGAAGGAUAAGGACAUCCGGUCGACAAUGACAAUCCAUGAGGUUGCUGGCGUGCUGGACGCGAAACAGAUCCAAAAUGUCCUUGAGCGGGAGUGCGGCGCCCAAUCCACAGUCGUCGAUGGGGCUUCUGGCUCUUAUCCUUCGGAUCUGGGAACUGCCCCCCGCGUUCUGUUCAUUGACUUUCCCGUCCUUCCCUCGGGAUCUGAUCGAGCCCAGCAACUUGUAGACAACGAUGGACUUUUAUCCGACAUCAUUGAGCGGCUCCCCGAAUCAAAGAAAUAUUCAGUCCUAUAUGUGACUUCGCCAAGGGAGUUCGACGAGUCCGAUCCCAGUCUCUAUCACUCAGAAAGCAACCCUUACCAGGAUCCCAUCCAUAUGGACCUAAAGCGUGACCAUUCGGUGAGAGCUCGUCAGGAUGGAGCCGCCUCCAACAAAUCCUUGUUUCAAGAAUACCAAUACUUCACGCCCGGCAUCUUCAUGGGGCUGAUGGCUUCCUUCGUCUGUCUGACCAUCUUGUAUGUCGGUCUUAGUGCUCUCAUGAGCUUGCAGGUCCCUUAUGCCGCCUUUGAGAAGGAUAGCUCCUCAGCUGUCCAGAAGAAGCAGCAGUGA
Molecule: messenger RNA, 876 nt
Organism: Aspergillus melleus
Lineage: Eukaryota; Fungi; Ascomycota; Eurotiomycetes; Eurotiales; Aspergillaceae
Product: Ac45/VOA1 transmembrane domain-containing protein
Exons: 5
Coding region: 1-876 (291 amino acids)
Biological process (GO): fungal-type cell wall biogenesis; (1->6)-beta-D-glucan biosynthetic process
Cellular component (GO): endoplasmic reticulum membrane
Source: RefSeq, a predicted model, not a curated record